GGAGAUUGUCAGGUCGGACUUCGUAAUGCGCAAGGUCUAAUCUGGGCUAAGAUUACCCAUGUGGCCGGAACGAUAGCAGUUCACCUCGAUUUGACACCUCAUACUACACUGUCAGGUCACGAAAGACACUAUAAGCGGGAAUGUUUCUUUGCGGAUAACGUUAAAUUACCCAAAGGCUACUAUGUUGGUCUGACUGGUCUUGCAAGUCCUAAUGAAGAACCCGAUAAUAUGGAUAUAUACGCAAUUGAUGUGAAAGAAAUCAAAGGACAUGCUGAAAAUCAAGCCGAUGUGGUUGAACAUGAUACACAGACUCACACACCCGCUGAUGACGUCGUGCUGGAAGGAACCGGUGGUCUAAAAGAUGAAGCCGCGAUGACCUUUGAAACUAUCAAUGCUCAAAGACAAUGGGCAGAGUCUGUCCAGAAGUUAACUAAUCGAUUAGAUCAACUAACGGAUUCUAAAUGGCCUACAGGAAAUGAUGAACAUAAAGGUUCAUCUUCAGCUAAAGAUCAUUUCCCUGAAGACCGUCUUGGUCAUAUAGAGAAACAGUUGGACACUCUUGUUCACAAACUGCCAGAACACUCGGUUGAGAAAUUGUUAGAAAAACUUGAAGCACUCGAACGUAGAUUAACAGAUCAUGAAACAUUCCUCUCAGUACAAAUUGAAGGAUUAAGACAUCUGAUUCUACACCCUCCAAGUUCUUCAUUCAAAGAUGAUGAUCAUUUCAAACCACUUUCAACACAACAUGAUGAUCCCUAUGCACCACCUCAAGGUUACGAACCACCACCAGUACCACAUACCGAAAUGCACAAUCGACCAACAGAACCCAAUUCACCUCCAAAACUCACAUGGCCUCAUGAAGAAUUUUUAAAUGGACAUCAUAAUCAACAUUCAGCUUCAAGAUCAUGGUGGAAUAUCUUAGGUUGGUUAACAGGUAUCAUACUUGCGAUAGCAGUAGUUUUGUUUGUGAUCAAAAAGAAACAGAAAGAUAAAAGUAAAUAUGCAGAAGAAGGAAGUUUUACAAAUUCACAUGGUACACGUGGUUCUAGUAUUUCAUUGGCUAUGGAUACGAUUGGACCUGCGAUGGGAUUUAGACAAAGAGGUAAAAAGAUGAUUUAAAGGGUUUUAAAGAUCUUAUGAGGAUUAAAAGUUGAUCAUGUUGUAUGAAAGUAUGAGUAAGAUUCGAAUGAUGAUGAUAAAGGAAUCAAAAGAAAAAUGCAUAGAAUAGGUAAAGAAGAAUGGUGUGAUUUUUUUUUGUUAUCCCAAUUGCAUUAGCUUUUCUUUGCUGUUCGUUCCCUUUCGUUACAAUAUGUUUUCGGUCUUUAGAAUGAUUAAACAAUGCAUUUCAUAGCAUUUUGAAGAACCU
Messenger RNA from Melampsora larici-populina 98AG31, 1366 nucleotides. RefSeq lists its product as uncharacterized. The coding region runs from base 229 to 1119 and encodes 296 amino acids. Lineage: Eukaryota; Fungi; Basidiomycota; Pucciniomycetes; Pucciniales; Melampsoraceae. The record is from RefSeq and is a predicted model, not a curated record. The transcript is spliced from 5 exons.